AUGGCAACCACCGAAAACGAUUGGUACGAGCCAGAAGAGAUGGUGAUCGGUGACGUGAAGGUUCCUUCGAUCUUGGACGAUUUUAUCGAUAACCACCCGUCGAUCGUAGACCGUUUCUAUACGAAACUGUAUUCACUACCCGACGUCGAGCCGGAUGAGCCCCACCAGAUCUUGUUCCACUCCAACCGGAUAUGCUUGGUCGGGCUCGCCAAGGAGCAUGUGGCAUUCAAGAAAGGCAUCCGUAGUGUAAGCUUCGAAGUGGGCAAAAUCGAUCGUAGCGAAAACAAAGUUUCCGGGCGCAAAAAGAAAGGAGGGAUGGUUUUGCAAGCGGACACCGUGCUGGCGUUAGUGACGUGCGAAGACGAUAGUGUGUAUAACCUGCGCGCUUGUGUUCAAGGUAAACUUAUCGAAGUUAAUAAUCGCGUUACCAGCAAGCCGGAAAUAUUGAGUAUCGAAGGGGAAGGGUACGUUGCGAUCGUCAUGCCUAAGCUAGAGAAUUGCGCAGCGUUGAAGGAAAAACUGUUGUCCGUUGAAGCUUACCAGAAUGUAGUAAAAGUCGAAUAAAACUUGCUCUGAAACAAACCAGCUCUUGGUUACUUAC
Molecule: messenger RNA, 601 nt
Organism: Anopheles coustani
Lineage: Eukaryota; Metazoa; Arthropoda; Insecta; Diptera; Culicidae
Product: protein Abitram
Exons: 1
Coding region: 1-564 (187 amino acids)
Biological process (GO): regulation of filopodium assembly; dendrite morphogenesis; regulation of actin filament polymerization
Cellular component (GO): nucleus; dendrite; lamellipodium
Molecular function (GO): actin monomer binding; actin filament binding
Source: RefSeq, a predicted model, not a curated record